AUGCCAAUUGACCCAGAAAAGUUAGCUAAGUUGCAAAAGGCCGGCCCAAAGAAGGUCGGUGGUGCCAGAGUCAAGGCCAAGAAGGUUAAGUCCGAGGCUGACGAUGUCAAGUUGAUGGAGUCCUUGGCUAAGUUGAAGGCCGUCAAGGUUGAGAACGUCGAGGAGGCCAACUUCUUCAAGGACAACGGCAAGGUCUUGCACUUCCCACGUGUUGGUGUCCAGGCUGCUCACCAGUCCAACACCUUUGCUUUCACUGGUUACCCUCAGGAGAAGGACAUCACCCAGUUGAUUCCAAACAUCUUGCCUCACUUGGGUGCUGACAACUUGAACGCCUUGAAGCAAUUGGCUGAGCAGAUCCAGGCUGGUAAGGCUCCAUCUGAGUUGAACGCCGAUGCUGCUGGAGAUGAGGACAUCCCAGACUUGGUUGCUGGUGAGAAGUUUGACGAUGUCGAGUAA
Molecule: messenger RNA, 456 nt
Organism: Sungouiella intermedia
Lineage: Eukaryota; Fungi; Ascomycota; Pichiomycetes; Serinales; Metschnikowiaceae
Source: the annotation of a GenBank genome assembly